AUGAAUAAACUCCGAACGUUGUACGAAAAACACAUCGACUCCCACGCGGUCUCCGCGCUCGAUGAUGAUGGUCAUGUUCUUCUCUACAUCGACCGCCAGGUCGCUAACGAGUACACCAGCCCACAGGCUUUCAGUGGCCUGCGCGAAGCGGGCAGAAAGGUCUGGCGUCCGUCUGCGACGCUUGGCGUGGUUGAUCACGUAAACCCAACGUCGCCGAUUCGAACGGCAACCAUGCCCGACGCUGGAGGUGCGCGACAAGUUUCCUAUUUUGGCGAAAACUGUCGGGACUUCGGCAUCGAGCUGUUUGAUGUGCUGGAUAAACGUCAGGGCAUCGAGCAUGUCAUCGCCCCGGAACAAGGCUUCAUUUUGCCGGGGAUGGUGAUCGCCGCCGGUGAUAGCCAUACCACUACUUACGGUGCCUUGGGCGCCUUUGGUUUUGGCAUUGGCACCUCGGAGAUCGAGCAUCUGCUGGCGACCCAGACGUUGGUCUAUAAACGCCUGAAAACUAUGCGGGUGACCGUGAUGGGGACGCUUGGCGACGGAGUUACGUCGAAGGACAUCAUCAUGGCUUUGAUUGGUCAGAUCGGGGCUUCAGGGGCAACCGGUUUUGCCAUUGAAUUUAAUGGCCAGACCAUCACUGAUCUAUCUGUGGAAGCACGGAUGACCAUCUGCAAUAUGGCUGUGGAAGCCGGUGCGCGGGGUGCAUUCAUGGCACCCGAUGAAAAAGUCUACGCGUACCUUAGCGACAAGCCCCGCGCGCCAAAGGGGGCUCUGUGGGAGCAGGCUAUAACCUGCUGGAAAGAGCUGUACACCGAUCCGGGCGCAACAUUCGACGCCCAGGUCGACAUCGAUGCCAGCCAAUUGCAACCGAUGGUCACAUGGGGUACUAGCCCGGACCAGACGGUGCACAUUGGCGAGCGGCGGGCCUUACGGUACAUGGGCCUGGAAGCCGGCGCGUUACUUAGCGAGGUUCCCAUCAGUCAUGCCUUUAUCGGCUCUUGCACCAAUGCCCGCAUCGAAGACCUGCGCGAUGCUGCCAGAGUGAUUCGUGGGCGCAAGGUGGCAGCCCACGUGCGAGCGAUGAUCGUGCCGGGAUCUACCCAGGUGCGCGAGCGGGCUGAAGCAGAAGGUUUGGCGCAGAUUUUUCUCGACGCUGGUUUUGAAUGGCGGCAGUCGGGUUGCUCCAUGUGCCUGGCCAUGAAUGACGACGUGUUGGCUCCCGGUGACCGCUGCGCCUCCAGCACCAACCGUAACUUCGAAGGCCGUCAGGGUGCAGGUGCGCGCACUCACUUGAUGAGCCCGGCCAUGGUUGCUGCGGCGGCUAUCAGCGGCCACCUGACCGACGUUCGCAAACUCGCCCAGGAGGCU
This is a messenger RNA of Mesorhabditis spiculigera, 1368 nucleotides long. The record is from the annotation of a GenBank genome assembly. NCBI's taxonomy places the organism in Eukaryota, Metazoa, Nematoda, Chromadorea, Rhabditida, Rhabditidae.